This is a messenger RNA of Trypanosoma brucei brucei TREU927, 2967 nucleotides long. RefSeq lists its product as hypothetical. The coding region runs from base 1 to 2967 and encodes 988 amino acids. The transcript has a single exon. The record is from RefSeq and is a predicted model, not a curated record. Lineage: Eukaryota; Euglenozoa; Kinetoplastea; Trypanosomatida; Trypanosomatidae.
AUGGGAUGUGCAUGCAUCCGCACGAAACCACCGCGGUUCAAGGGUUUUGUUGUUGACGCGUACCCAAGCGAUAGAAAAAACGACAGCCCGGUGCAGGAUACCCUCGGGAAACUGGAAAACUACGUGGCAAGCAACCCGGAGCGUAUCCCACGCAUAUGCCGAAAGAUAUCCAAGCUCCUAGCACAGGAUGAACGGCGAAAACACACGCAACGAAUUCUCGUUGGGCUGAAAAUGCUAAAAGAACUCAUUGUGAACUCCAGUGAGGUGAGUGGAUUUGUUCCCCACUCCAUUGAUAUAUGCGCCCGGCUGUUGAAUCAACGGUACACGGCGGAAAUACGCAUUGCAGUGGCCGAUGUGAUUACAGCCCUGUGUUUCAAAGUUGUUGGUCACCACGAUAGGGAACACUCAUGCCAUCUCCUUAACCACAGCAAAGACCGGCUCUUACCGCCGUUACUGCAGAUGUGCAUGGAGAGACUGACAGAGGUGCGCAAAAGUAGUGACGAUUCAAAGGCAGAAGACGGUGGUGGUGGUUUUACCAUGGAACUGAUGCGCUGCCAUCAUGCGGGCGUCGUGGCACUGGGAAACCUUGCUUUUUGCCUGCAGGGUGCUCUUGCAAACAGUGUAAGAGGGGUGGAAACGGCCUUUUUGCUUAACCUUUUGCAUGCGGUGUCUAAUGGCGGCCCUGCGAUGCAGGAGCAACAGUUCAACAUGCUUCACGCACCCGAUAUGCAUGAAUUCAGCGCAUCUACGAGUUACAAUAGUAACGGUGGCGCCGACGGGGGUCCAUUCCGCAGUGUGUUGCUACCUGAUGACAGAAAUGAGUGCACAGCUGUGCGCAUUGCCGCCGCUGCAUGGGGAAUUGGCGCUAUUGCAUCUUGUGUGCCGAGCGUCAAUAUACGUGCCUUCCUGCAGAGUGUUCAAAACUUUAUCACCGUUCAUCGUGUGUGGUCACCACCGCUCUUUCCCUGUGUUGUGUUCCGUUCGCUGACCCACGCGAUGGAGCGCCGGCCACAGCGGCUUGGCUUCUGCGUAUGCAAGUUUCUCCAUGACUUCGGCAAAGAGAAGGCAGUGUCCACGAGCUCUGUAAGCAAGCGGGAAAGGGGAAAAGGGAAGAGAGGAAUGAUGGCUCAAAAUACCGCAGGUGUGCUUUCAGGUGUCUUGCAGGCCUUGGUUGUGUGUGUGAGUGAAGUGCGAAUGAUUGGUCGAACACCACAAAUUCUGAUCGACGAGUGGCCAACUGACGCGGUGUUGAUAGACUCGAGCCUUGUCGAUGGGCCAGCAAUGGAAAUAUUUGAAUUACAUCUCAAGUUGGUGUUGCGAUUACUGCAGUGCGCAUACAGGUGGCAAAACGCCCCUCAACUGCACCAACUUCUGCUUAAACUUCUUUACUGCUUGCAGAGGGUGUUGUCGACCUCCACACAAGGCCCUGUGGUCACUGUGGCACUCCAAGCAUUGGCGGAAGCGGCGUCAUACAUUCGGACAGUUCCGUUUGCCGACCGCAGCGAACUCUCCGCUGCCUCAUUUAUCGAGCCAUACCUUCAAAGCAGUGGCAGCAUGCGGCCACACAUCGCACGGGUGCUUGCAGGGUUCCUUUCGGGUGCCCCUCCAUCCGUUCAUACGCCUCCGGACGAACUUGCGGGAGUUGUGAAGGGUCGGAAAGUGCGAGAGACGGCGGAUUCAUCCACUGAGCAACUGGAGGCGCACCAGUCGCCACUUUUGACAGACGGACGUGACGUCGCUACGGCUAAGGAAUGGUUGCUCUCAGUUAUUGGUAAAAGCAGGGAUGACAAUAGUGACGUCUCCGCAACGUGUGUUGUGGAAGUGGGGAGGGUUAUGGGAGCCCUUCUGCAGGGGUGCGGAGCAGCAGAACUCAGUUUCGCGCUUGCGGUCGCUGAUAUGUUGCAGUCGUUUGCCUCAGACACUAAAAAAAAUACGGAUCUCCACGUGGCGUGGUCGCAUCAGUCACUCGUAAUUCUUGUUAACUGCUCCAUUUUUUGCGGUGCCCCGCAGUUAUAUCGGUAUGCUACAGAACUUCUUGAGCAACGCCACAAUGCCGGGGAGCUUUCCACACAUUUUUGCCACAAUACUGAAGGCGAUACGAUACGACUCAUGCGUCCAAAGCAUGGCAGCCAACAGGAAGGAGGACAAGCCAACUUACAGCCACUACGCACACAACCGAUGGAUGAGCCACCGGUGACAAUCCGCGUCGACAUGGAUGUUGUCAUCAAUAUGGUUGCUGAAUAUGCAACUGAAGAACUAAUGAGUGCGUUACGCUUCCCUCCGCAAGACAACAGGGCAUCAAAAAAAAAUACAACCGCAGUCGCGGAUAGACUGAAGGCGGCGGUAGCAGACGCCUCCUCAGCCGUACGGCAUUCUAAGCAGAGCGUUGAGCCACGACAACAUCAACAAAAGGGCGGUCAAUCUACGGUAACAGCGGGAGCACAGCGGGAUGCAUGGGUGUUUUAUCCCGGCAUACUUGACGUACCAGCACCUGAAGCCGAUGGCAAGAGUCAAGCAAGUGAGUGUGGUCCCAGACUCUCUGUGAUAGUUGAUAGUGAAAAGAUACCUGCUCAGGAUUCAGCUGAAACAACGCAUGGUGUAGGCGGGCAACCGUUGUUUGUUCUGCCGGUACGGGAGCGUAUUGCAGAACUGCUUGCAAGGCAUAAUGUUGGGCCAACCACAACAUUAAUACCUCCGGGCUCCAAUUUCACACCACUUCCCCUUCCGUUGGGUGUACGAUCACUUCAUGUGGACCCGACGGCUGACGGCAUGCCCGCUGAGGAGCCGGCCCCACAGUCCCGUGCCACUAACGAAAGGAGAGUAAAGCAACAUGAAUUCAGCAACGGCGGCUGGAAACGCCACAUGCCAACGAGUAGCAAUGGUAGCAAAGUUGUCCACGGUGACAGUGCGGGGAGCGAUGACGCUGACGGAGCGUCUUUCAGUUCAAUUAGUGCGUCAAGUGUCUGA